CGGCGGCGCCAGGAACAGGGAGGCGGCGGCACGGCGAGGGAGGGAGCCGGGCCGGGCCCCGCAAGAGCAACAGCAGCGCCAGCUCCUCCUCCUCCUCGGUGAGUCCCGCUCCGCCGCCCCGGGAGGCUGCUCGCCGCCGAGCCCGGAUGCCGGCGCAGGCCGGGCCGCGCCGCCGAGGUGCCCGGAGAGAGGCCCGCGCCGGGAGCGGGACACCGCGGCCUCUGCUGGGUGAACAUUACUUGCAGGACCAAAGGACAAUUGCAUAUGUUUAUGGUUGUCUAUCAGGUAACCAUAAAUGGAAGUGGGAAGGAAAUGGCUCUUGAAGUUAAAUGAGGCUGGAUAAAACACAUAAAUGAAGCAGAAGCUGCUCUGCAUGUGUUAGGGCUAUAUCACCACAAGCACUGCUGAUCAGCCAGACUUGGUAACUUGUCAUAAUGAAGAAAAUUAGUCUCAAAACAAUUCGCAAGUCCUUUAACUUAAAUAAAAGUAAAGAUGAAAGCGACUUUGUAGUGGUUCAGCAGCCAUCGUUAAGUGAAUUUGGAAAAGAUGACUCCUUGUUUGGCAGCUGCUAUGGUAAAGAUUUGGCUAGCUGUGAAGUCAAUAGUGAAGAUGAAAAAGGAGGCAAAAAUAGAUCAAAAAGUGAAAGCUUAAUGGGUACGUUAAAAAGGAGGCUUUCAGCAAAGCAAAAACAGAAAGGCAAAGGCAGCACACCAUCUGUGAGCUCUGCAGAUGAUGACACCUUUUCUUCCUCAUCUGCUCCAAUAACCUUCAAAGAUGUACGAGCUCAAAGACCUCUGAGAUCCACUUCCCUCCGUAAUCACCAUUACAGUCCAACUCCGUGGCCCCUUCGACCUACAAAUUCAGAAGAGACUUGCAUCAAAAUGGAAGUGAAAGUCAAGGCCUUGGUCCAUUCCUCUAAUCCAAGCCCAGCACUGAAUGGUGUUCGAAAGGACUUCCAUGACUUGCAGUCAGAAAACGUGUUCCAGGAACAAAACAAUGCAUUAAAAAAUACAGAAUCUCAGAAUGGAGACUUGCAUCUUCAUAUUGAUGAACAUGUGCCUGUAGUUAUUGGAUUAAUGCCUCAGGACUACAUUCAGUAUACUGUGCCUUUAGAUGAGGGAAUGUAUCCUUUGGAAGGAUCACGUAGUUACUGUCUGGAUAGUUCCUCACCCAUGGAAGUUUCAACUGUUUCUUCUCAAGUAGGUGGAAACGCUUUCCACGAAGAAGAGAGUCAGGUGGAUCAGGAUGUAGUCGUUGCACCAGAUAUCUUUGUGGACCAGACAGUGAAUGGUUUGUUGAUUGGUACCACAGGAGUCAUGUUGCAAAGCCCAAGAGUUAAUCACAGCGAUGUCCCUCCACUCUCACCUUUGCUACCUCCAAUGCAGAAUAAUCAAAUCCAAAGGAACUUCAAUGGAUUGAAUGGAACAGAUGCUCACGUGGCUGAAAGUAUGCGCUGCCAUUUGAAUUUUGAUCCUAACACUGCCCCUGGAGUUGGAAGAGUUUAUGAUUCUGUACAGAACAGUGGUCCUAUGGUUGUGACAAGUCUCACAGAAGAACUGAAAAAGCUUGCGAAACAAGGAUGGUACUGGGGCCCCAUUACACGUUGGGAGGCAGAGGGAAAAUUAGCUAAUGUGCCUGAUGGCUCGUUUCUCGUUCGAGAUAGUUCUGAUGAUCGUUAUCUUUUAAGUUUGAGUUUUCGUUCCCAUGGAAAAACUCUUCACACUAGAAUUGAACACUCAAAUGGUAGGUUUAGCUUUUAUGAACAACCAGAUGUGGAGGGACAUACAUCUAUAGUUGACUUAAUUGAACAUUCAAUCAGGGACUCUGAAAAUGGAGCUUUCUGCUAUUCGAGAUCCCGACUGCCUGGAUCUGCAACUUACCCAGUGAGACUGACAAAUCCAGUGUCUCGGUUUAUGCAGGUGCGUUCUUUACAAUACCUGUGUCGUUUUGUAAUACGUCAGUACACCAGAAUAGACCUGAUUCAGAAACUGCCUUUGCCAAACAAAAUGAAGGAUUAUUUACAGGAAAAGCACUACUGAAAGCUUAUGGGAAUCUUGCAUCUUGCACUUUGGGAACAACAACAACAAAAAGAGAUUGAAUUACAGUUUACAGACUUUCAUUAUUAUCAAAAUCUUUUGCUGCCAUAAAAAUAUUUCAUUUUUGUGUGUAAAAGAAAAGUAAUGCAUUUGGAUUUAUGUUUGUUUUGGGGGGUUUGUGUAUUUUGGGGGGCUUUUAUUUUUGGAAAGAAUGAUCUCAAGUUUAUUUUUAGAAGUGUGAAAUAGCUAUCUUUCAUCAAUGUGCAGAUUAAUCACAAUGUGAAUGAUCAAAUUCUCCUUAAUUUCCCCCAAGUCCUUUGCUGCUAUCCACUGUGAUUUUUAUGCAUUGAAAGCACAUUUCAUGUGUAUUCAACCAUAAGUAAAAGUCAAAUGAAACUUGUUGAAUGGAAUUUUUUUUUUCCUUUCAAAUAGCCUGUUUAAAAAAAAAAAAGAUCGUGGAUAAAAAACAUGUUGGUAUUCUAAAUUACAGAAUAUACAUCUAUGUUAAAAACAAUUUCCUAGUAUCUUAAUUAUAAAUUUCUAUAGAGAUAUGCCCUAAUGUAGAACUUAUAGACAGAGCUGUGUGAUAAGAACAUGGUUAUGCAGCAUAUCUUUGGGAAAAAACCCACCACCCUGUCUCCUAAGCCUUGUAUUGUCUGUACAUUAUUUUGUAUUUGAGAAGGUUGGUUCAGCUUUCUUCUUGUCUCAGUAUUUUGUCCUUCUAAAAAUGGCCUUUUUAAAAAAAAAAGUCUGUGAAAGUCGAUGUGUAGUACCUAUAAGGAAAUUAUGGUAUUGGGGGCCUUGUCAAAUAUUACCUUUUAAAAUCAUGACAUCAGUUAAAUAAAUGAACACCUACCAGGUCCCCUCUUUCUGUCCUUUUCCCUCCUGCCUCCUCUUGGGAAGGGAAUUUCCUGGAUUUGUAGGAAGACUCUAGGAAUUAUUAUUAUUAUGGGAACAUAAAUUCAUAAGCCAUUUUAGGGAUGGGGUAAAAAAUCUGAUAGGAUGAUUCUACAAUAUAUAUUCAAACUACUUGAAAUUUUACAAUUUUCUGCAUUAUUUUUCACUUCAGAAAUGCAGUAAUACACUACUGUCCUUGGGAUUGUUUUCCCCGUUUUUGGGAUAUGUUUUGUGGAGGAAGGAACAGGACUGAUAACAUUUUGGAUGGAAGAUGAUUAAAAUGUAUCUCUAAAGCUCUGUUCUCAUAGCCUUUGAAAAUAUGGGGAAAAGAGGUUUGGAUAUACAUUGACCUCAGAAAAUGUUUCAGUUUAUUGUCAUGAAAUAUGUUUUGACGUAUGAAAUAUUGAAUCAAUUAAGUAAAUGUUUAUGACAUCUGUCAAAGAUUCUGGCAUUUGAAAAGCUUACAGUUAUUCUAACCUUCUGUAGGGAAAAAAAGACUUUCAAUGGGGAGUACAGGUUCUACACUAUAAUAUUUUCAUCAUGCAAUUUUCCAUGGCAUUUUCCUUUUUUGUUUCAGGUUUUUUUCCCCUCAUGAUUCUGUCACUUUUAUUUGUUAAAGGAGUCUUGGCUCACUUGGGACAGAAGCUUGCUUUGCCUGCAUCUGCCCCCGUUUUGUAUUCUAGAAUGUCAUCUUCCCUAUCUCUGGUAGGAGUUGCUAGUUUGCUAGUCAGUAAACAUCAGUUUAGGAAAGGUUAUUCAUCUUUGAUACAACUUUCUUGUUUAGGUCAUUUUCUUCUUGUUUGAUCUAGCCUUUUGUCCCCUGAAAUGAGUCUUUAGUAAUGAAUACAGUAUUGCUGCAAGGUGGUGCAAUAGCACUACAUCUUGGGUUGCCUGAAUUGAUAGACUAAAUUUAUAUUUUUUUAAUUUAUUUUUUGACCAUAAUGUUUAACUAAAAAAUAAAAAAAGAAAAUCAAAGGUAGAUAAAGGUUACCUUUGCUUUUAAGGGACGGAGAAUAAGGAUUUCUUCUUUAGUCUGAUAAAGUUUUAAACUUAAGAAAAAAAUCUAGAGCAGUCUAUAUGCGUAAUUUGUUGGCUCUGCCAUUGAGAUAUAUGUAUGCAAGUGUGAAUUCUGUUUUCUUUUUUUCCUCUACUGACUUCCCUCCCCCUCCCUCGAAUCAGGAUUUCUAACUUUAUUCAAAAAGGCACAAUAACCUAUUGUAUGGUACAGUGUUCUGAUUCUGUCUGUGGGGAGGAAAAAGAAAAUCAUUUUUUUGGAUUUCAGACGCAUACUUUUGGAAGAAAACCUCUGGCAUUUUCUUCACUUUAAAAAUUCUUUCCCCGGACAAGCUAGAGGACCUAUGCAUUCUACAGAAUCUUUGAAAGAUUAUAGUAUAUUAAAUAUUUUCUUUGCCAUUUAAUACCACUAUUGAAUGCAUUAAACAUAUGUUUAUACUACACCACAUGCAUUAAUUUAGCAGUCAUUGCAUUGAAACUUAAAUAGUUGAAGCUAUAAUAUCCUGGUCUUAUUGCUGAACUGAAAAACGUGCAGGAACGCACAUGCUAAAUUUCUUGCCCAUGCCUUUAUAAAUUUCAGGUUGUUCAUUCAUACGUGUUGAUGCUUUUUUUUAAACUUUGGUUCAGCUAUCCAGUUUUUGAAUUGCCUUCCUUGCUGUGUUCUUCAUCUGCGAACUUAAUCAGGUCAAGUUAACUUUGUCAUCUCCCCUCCCUCCAGUAAAGCUUCUACAAAAGGAACACUGUAAAAUGGUUGAGAUCUAGGAUGUGAGAACCAUAUAGCACUUUGUUUCUAAAUAAAAAAUGGUGGUGAUAUUUCUACUAAGCUCAAAAUACUUUAAAUCAGUAGUAAGUAGACACAAAUACUUACUUUUACAUGUUUCAUUAAUCAGAACCUUGCAGUACUUUUUUUCACGCUGAGGUAACUGGCCAGCCAGCAGAAGGAACCCAGAAAAAUUACUUUGAAAACAUUAAAGAUACUUAUAAUUUCUUAUAAUAAAGAUUAAUAUUAAAGAAACACAGUAACAUUUAGUUAUGAGACAAUUUAGAAGUACUUGGAGUAACUACAAAAAUUAUGUUGACUUCUGCUUCAUGAAAAUUAGAGGAACAAAGCGUCCUUGACAAAUAAAAGGAAUAUGAGGAUAUUUUGGGGACCUUUGGAAGUAGAUACACUAGGAAUAAAAGCUAACUGACUAUAAUCUUUACAGAGUAAAAAUAUGGCUAUUUAUUCAGCACAACAGUUUAAGGGUUCAAAAGGUAUGCUUUUAUGCAGUUGAAUUGUGGAAAAAUGUUUGAGCAUCUGAAGUGAUUGACAAUAUUGAUAACAUUGUCCGUUUUACGAAUUAGAAGAGUAAAACAACACCUUGUAUUUGGAAAUAGAAAAAUAAAUUUGCACAAUUUUCUCUGUGGGUUUGAUUAUUUUUUUUGUAGGCCAGUGUUAUAAACAACUGAAAGUGAUUUGUAUUCUUUGAUCUGUUUGAAGGAUAUAGCACUUAUCCUGCUGUUGGCAGAGUGAAUGCCAUCUUUUUAUCAAAAUGUUUUUCUGUCAGAAGGAUCAGAAAUGCAAUUAUUAAUUAAACUCUUUGUUCUCAGAUGAUCUGACUUUUCAUUUUGUUAAAGCCAAUUUCUUUCUGUGAAUUUUGACUGCUGGGCUAAGUGAAAUCUGUGCAGGUUUUGUUUUGAUGCAUUUCAUCUAUGUAAAUUCUGGAAUUAUAAAUUUAAAACACCAUACCAGCAAUAUAUGAGCUAUGGUUCUGAUGAGAAUUAUUUCUCUGUUACUGAACUUUCAAAUUCCGAGCUAAGCUAUGGAUAAAUUAAUGAUUGCCAAUUUAAUUUCUUAAACUCUUUUUACGACUGCAAAGAAUAAAAAUUGCGAGCAUUCUUUAUAAAUAAAAAAUGGGCUAGAUUGUAGUUCAUAAUAUGGGAAAUACGGCAUUGUAUCUGGAGAGUGUUCUAAAUUCUACAUAGAUAACGAAAAAUUCUUAAAGAAUUUUGUAUGAAUACAUGUUGGGUUAAAGAAUUUUUAUAGUGAUGAUGGAGUGCCAUGAAGUUAAUACUUGCAAUCCAGAUUGCUGUAGUUUACACUUUUCUCUGUUUCAGACCUGGUGUGCACUAUUUGUACUAAGCACGCCACAGAGUGAAUUAUCCAAAGUCCAUUGAUUUUAAUGUGUUUUGGUUUGUAAACAAAAUUAUAGUAAUUUCUUGCACAUUUUUGAAAAAUAAUUGUAUAAGGAUUUAUGUAUCUGCUUCUGGAUACAGUGUGUAAAUAAAAAU
Molecule: messenger RNA, 6218 nt
Organism: Grus americana (Whooping crane)
Lineage: Eukaryota; Metazoa; Chordata; Aves; Gruiformes; Gruidae
Gene: SOCS6
Product: suppressor of cytokine signaling 6
Exons: 3
Coding region: 435-2039 (534 amino acids)
Biological process (GO): intracellular signal transduction; protein ubiquitination; phosphatidylinositol phosphate biosynthetic process
Cellular component (GO): phosphatidylinositol 3-kinase complex
Molecular function (GO): 1-phosphatidylinositol-3-kinase regulator activity
Source: RefSeq, a predicted model, not a curated record